This is a messenger RNA of Cherax quadricarinatus, 683 nucleotides long. The record is from RefSeq and is a predicted model, not a curated record. Lineage: Eukaryota; Metazoa; Arthropoda; Malacostraca; Decapoda; Parastacidae.
AUGGCAUCAUCAGUAGACGAUCUUCAGCACCAGUCCAAGGACAGUGUUCAUUGUUAUGGCUUCCCCCGGGUUGUUGGUGUGAAGGUUGCUCUCCGUAACACGCACCAAGGAUCCCGAGAUCCGGUUUGCAACCUUCUUACACGGGGGAGUCCCCAGCCAGACAACGUCCUUUCCCCUACAAACUUCCUGAAAGAAAUCGUGGUUCAAGAAGAAGGUCAAAAGGUAACAAUAGAAGGAGUUUACAAAGACUCACCACGUAUUCCUCUACUGGUUAAGACAGGUUAUGAAGAUUGUCAGUGUGCCCACUUUGUCUCUCCCCUAAACUUGAAACAUACGGACGUGCUGAUCCUUUCCCAGUUUAUGCGUGCAGAUGGCUGUUUGUUGCCUAAACGUGUCACAGGGCUCUGUUCAACACAACAGCGAAGGCUCACACUUCUAGUGAGAAUGUCACAGAAAGCUGGUUUGAUGCCAAAUUUGGCACCAUCACCCAGCAAGAGGGAUCCCACAAAACGGUAUGGAUCAAAAAAAUACAACAGAUACUUCGAUGAAGCUACUCUUGAUGUCAAACCUAAACGUAGAUUCCGCCGCUAAUGUUUUGCCCUUAAUGGAACUAUUUUAGUGGUAUAUACUGUAUUGUAUAUAAUGUCUAAGUGGUAUAUUUAAAUAAAUGCCGCUUAAAUUAG